AGAUACGCUGGAAGGAAGGGAGCGUCAUGCGGGGACAGCGACAAGGGAGUGUGUUUUUUUUUUUUUUUUUAAAGGGUGUGCAACGUAAUCCAUCUCAGCAGAGUAUUUGAUGCAAGCUCAGAAACAAAGGAGCACCAAACUUGUGGAGCUCAGCGCCGAAAUAAGAAGCUUUAAGACUCGUGGUCAGCUCAACACGUUUCUACCGUUUUCUUUUACGCGCAAAACUACAAUAAAUAAAACUUUAGAAGGCAUUUCUGCACUAUAUCUUUUUUUUUUUUUUCUUUAUGUUGCAUCUGACGAUCAAAUAUCUCGAUCGCUGCUGGAUCUUAAGCCUUUAACUGUUUCUAACCAAAUAUAGCCACUCUUAAUGCUGGAGUGUCCUUGACGGAGCUGAGCGCUCCUAAAUUGGAUAUUUGCAUCGCUGCCAAAGUCUAGAAUUACAUUUUCAGAUCAUUUUGAGUCGUUACGGUGUGUUUUUUUAACCAAAACAUUUGAUCUAAUUCGUAAAUUGGACACUUAUUCAGUUGGUGUGGUCAUUUAGAAGCUGGUGCGGUUUUUAAAAUUUUUCUGCCUAUUGUCAACUGCAGCGUUCGUGUUUUAAAACCCGCUCGUAACCCGAUGACUGCUCUCAACAGAAGCCAUUUUUAAGUCUUUCAGUUACAGUCAUUGAACACGAGCUGCUCAACCUGCUCUGGGCUGCAGUAUUUUUAGCACAUUUUUUUCUCUAUUGUUUUUAAAUCCGUUACAAUGACUUUUUGUGCGUCUGGCUCUGGGCGCGGCGGAUCUGCCAUGGCUCGGGUUUUCCUCACCACCUCUGUGUUAGUGCUGGCGUUUUCGGUGGGCUGGGCUGAAGCUGAGCAGGCCAAACCGACCGGGGAGAACCCACCGGCGGUCACUCUCCGGACUCUCAUCAUCGGAACCUGCCAGGAGAUCCAGCGGUACGCGGAGUCAGUGGUGGGGAGCGGUGUGAUCCGGUCAGCUGCUGAGAGUGCAGUGUUGUUUCUUGAGUCAUUGCUUGGGCAGGAGAACAUCUAUUCAGUGGCCAUGGUUUUUGAGAUGGUGAUCCGGUUCCUCGCUGAAGGAGCUGCAAGCGGCCUUAACGUCAUUGCUGUUUAUGUCACAGAGAUCCUCAGGGUCACAGGAUUCGAUGUUGCACUGACGUUGCCCCGCUUCACUCCAGAGGGUGUGGCCGCCAUUGCCCAGUGGGGUCUGGUGGCCCUGAUUGGCUACUGGGUGCUGACAAUCAUUCUGCGUCUGCUGAUUGGCGUGGUGAGGCAGGUGUUCUGGGUGGUGAAAACCGUCUUGGCGCUCUGGCUUUUCGGACUGAUCGUGACUGACAAGCAUGCCACUGCAGACAUCACGGCGGUUCGACUGGGCGGCCUGGUGCUGGGAUGCGUCUUGCUGACUCUGCUCACUUGUUCCUCUGAAAAGACUUGUGCAGUGGAGCACCGGCUGAGCUGCUUGGAGGGCCGGGUGAAGGUAGUAGAGAAGAGGAAGGGAAUAGUGACCGGAGAGGGUGCAGGGAAAGGAGUUAAGAUGGACAAAGGUGAUGGUAAUGUUGGUUAAGAAAACAGUAACAUUGAUGGUUCGUAUGUGUCAAACUAUUAUGGGAAAUAAAGUAAUCUCUGGGAUUUUUAAUCAGAAA
Molecule: messenger RNA, 1645 nt
Organism: Sander lucioperca (pikeperch)
Lineage: Eukaryota; Metazoa; Chordata; Actinopteri; Perciformes; Percidae
Exons: 4
Coding region: 748-1566 (272 amino acids)
Biological process (GO): intrinsic apoptotic signaling pathway in response to DNA damage by p53 class mediator; cellular response to gamma radiation
Source: RefSeq, a predicted model, not a curated record